Erinaceus europaeus (western European hedgehog) is the source of this 1052-nucleotide messenger RNA. It is a transcript of the gene DNAJC30, whose product is annotated as DnaJ heat shock protein family (Hsp40) member C30. NCBI's taxonomy places the organism in Eukaryota, Metazoa, Chordata, Mammalia, Eulipotyphla, Erinaceidae. The coding region runs from base 1 to 675 and encodes 224 amino acids. The record is from RefSeq and is a predicted model, not a curated record. The transcript has a single exon.
AUGGUAGCCAAGAGCGGUCUAAGGUUGCCUGGGUUACACCUUUGGAGGCUGUGGCUAGUCCCAGGCGCCCCCCGACUCCCGGGAUGGGGCUUGGGCCUGGAAGUGAGGGCUUAUUCCCGGUGCGAUGGUCCGUACUCGCGCACGGCGCUAUAUGAGCUGCUCGGCGUGCCCUCCACCGCCACGCAAGCGCAGAUUAAGGCCGCAUACUACCGGCAGAGCUUCCUUUACCACCCGGACCGCAACUGGGGCAGCGCGGAGGCGGCCGAGCGCUUCACCCGCAUCUCCCAGGCAUACUUGGUGCUGGGCAGCACCAGCCUGCGCCGCAAGUACGACCGAGGCCUCCUCAGCGACGAGGACCUGCGCGGACCCGGCGUCCGGCCCUCCCCAUCGCCUUCCGCCAGCCCCAGAAAACCCGGUCCCCGGCCCCCGGCCUCUCAGGACCCCGGCCAGGCUGCUCAGGGCUCCCGGCGCCCCAAGUUCGACUUCGACGCCUUCUACCAGGCGCACUACGGGGAGCAGCUCGAGCGCGAACGGCGCCUGAGAGCCCGGCGGGAGGCCCUUCGCAAACUGCAGGAGGACAAGGCCAACAAGGGCUUCCGCUGGGACGAGACCCGGGACACGGCCUUGAUUUUCCUUUUCAUCACUCUCUUCAUCAUCAUGGGAUUUCGUGUUUAACAGAGGUGGGGGGGGCAGCCCCUUCCCUCCAGGACAAGGCCUGAUUCCAUCCCUGGAAUUGUUUGCCUUCCGUAGUCUACCUCUCUGGGGACCUUUGACGUGUGUGCACCCCUCUCCUACCUUCCAGAACAGAAGUCUUCACCUAGCAAAGAGGCCUCAAGAUGAAGAGCCCUGGAAGCCCGGGAGCAAGGGUUGGCUGGGGUGCUCGCUCCCAGAGGUUGCCUUCCUGACAUUGUCAGCUUCUGGAACCCUCGCUCCACCUGCCUUGUAAGGUUGGGAGCAAGGAGUGUGUGUGCUGCCCCGGAUCGGGGGUUGGGGGUGGGCUCCUUUGUAACCUCAAAACGUGCAAUGUGACCACUUGGUGGCUGCCAAAAAGA